ACUGCACACGCUGAACCACUGCGAUCACCAUGAGAGAAUCAAUCUGAUCAGACAAAACUGCACACUCUGAACCACUGUGAUCACCAUGAGAAAGAACCUGAUCAGACAAAACUGCACACUCUGAACACAAAGCACAGUGGAAGGACAGGUCGAGCCAAUUCUGGAUACAACAACGGCAGAUUACAGAGGAUGCGAGUCAUCAACGGUUUAUAAAACAAAUGACACAUCAACCGUAAACAUUUGGGUGCUCGGCGUUGCAGCCAGAUGAACAGCAACUCAGUACAUUAAAGGAAGCAAUAGCAAAUGAUGAACAAAACACCGUCCUCCUUAAAAACACAACCAAGACUUAAACACGUCACUGAAAAAGGGUUACAGUCAAAUAUCCCAAUAGCUAAUUCUGGACUUUUCCUGCAGCCAUCGGCGGAGCACUUACAAAAUUUAAAAAUAUACCUACUUUUAAAGAGUCACUGCCCCUAGAAUGCUGAUUGACCUCCCUGCCUGCCUCACACACUUCAACCUGCCCUGCACUUAAAGCAGCAACAAUCUUGUUAUGGAACAAACUAAUGCGACUAGAAGGCGAGGGUGUGGCAGUUUAUCCUGCAUUUACUCCCCCGUUCACCAUAACAUCUGGGUCAGGGUUUACUUUAACCCUUUAGCAGCUGGGCAAGCUGCUGCUAGUACUUUGGUGAUCUUUUAGUAAAUCUAUAGUCCUUCAAAGUUUACGUGUUUAUUCGAUUUGAUUUCAAAUGCAAUGCAGCAAUACAAGACCAUGGCAAAGUCUAAAACUUAACAAUAACAUUGACAACAGUCAAACCUGUUCCUGCCAUCUUUACCGGUAUAAUAAACCUCUGCUGUGCUUGCGUUGGAGUAGCCCCUCCCCUCAUUAGCCUGGUGCGCUGUGUACGAGGAAGUCUUCAGUCGAGGGUAUACCAAUGCAAAGUGUUUGAGAUACGUUUGACCCCCAUUAAACUGAAGUUUUGCGGCUGGAUUACCUGUUUGAAGAGGAUGAAUCAAUCCGAGAAACGGUAGAUUUUCCUUGAUUGUAUCGGACCGGAGCACUUCCUGGAAACACUGAAGAACAUGCAGGUGUUUUGAGACAAGGCUGCUGUUUGAUUCCUGGAUGGCUUUGCUUGUGCAGCUCUGACAGAUAUUUAAAGGGGAACUUUGUGAAGGCUGCAUUAAAAUAAGAAUAACAAAGAAAAGGCUGUUUUGACUGAGCACAGAGCACUGUCCUCACUUUAUCCACCUCUUACAAUGGAGCCCAACAAGCCUACUGCGUGGGCAUCUUUCCGACAGAGGACAAAACCUCUCUUCUCCAACUUGAGCAUCAAGAAGAUAAAGAAGAAAGACAGCACUAAAGCAGAGGUCAGGAAGAAGCGAGUUCUGGACCAGAGGAUGAUGAGUACCUCGGUCCCAGACUUUCGGCAUCUGCACAGCGGGGCUGCCAGCACAGACAGGGCAGCCCCGCUCCCCUCCAAUGCCACACCCUCGCCGCUACACACAGCCCUAAACAACAACCAUGCUGCCACGCAUCUGAGGAACCGUCUGUCCAUGCCAGCGGAGAGCCAGGCUUGGGGCUCGAUGGAUUCUCUGCAGACAAAGAUGGGCAUUGAUGAAGUGGAGGGACUGUUGCACACUACACUGUUAUCGGAGAUUAAGAGUGAAGAGGAGUCAAACCAGUUCAGCACUACAGAGGCUGCUGCUGCUGCAGCUGCACAGGGUGAAGUGCCCACAGUGGAGAUCACUGAAGACCUAAGUGAGGAACACUUUGAAAACAAUGAGCUGGACGUCUCGCAGACCUCUCAGUUCUUUGCAGCUAAUUCUGUGGUGGGUGAGAAGGGUGAUUCUCUGGCCGUCCUGCCCAGCAGGAUCUCGUACCUCUUGACCAUCAAUCUGAAGGAAGGAAGGAACCUUGUGAUCCGGGAUCGCUCAGGCACCAGUGAUCCCUAUGUCAAGUUUAAACUGGAUGGGAAAACCCUUUACAAGAGCAAGGUUGUGUACAAGAAUCUCAACCCAGAGUGGAAUGAAUCGUUUUCUGUACCAGUUAGGAACCUGGACCAGAAAAUCUAUAUCAAGGUGUACGACCGGGACCUGACCACCGAUGAUUUCAUGGGUUCGACCAACCUUUCCCUGAGCGACCUGGAGCUGGACAGGACUGUGGAGAAGGUUCUGCCCCUGAACGACCCUAACAGCUUGGAGGAGGACAUGGGUGGGAUUGUGCUGGACCUCUACCUGUCCAUCAACAACCAAGAGAGAAAGAGUCCGAAGUGGAGGAGCCAAAAGAAGAGAGGGAGCAGCACAAAGCCGAAUUCGCAGCAGAAUGGCAGCCGGCUGGUGGACACGCUGCACAAGAGCCAGCUGUGGACUGGGGUGGUGUCCAUCACUCUGGUGGAGGGGAGGGGCCUGCAGGAGGGUGUGGGCGAGUUCUUCAUUCGCUUUAAACUGGGCGAUCAGAAAUACAAGAGCAAGACUCUGAAUAAAUGUCCCAACCCCCAGUGGAGAGAGAAGUUUGAUUUCAACCACUUCCAGGAGAGGCCGGCUAUGCUGGAGAUCGAGAUUUGGGGGAAGGAAGGCAGGAGAUUUGAAGAGUGCUUCGGAAGAUGCAAUGUGGAUCUGGCUAUGCUGCCUGGGGACCAGACCAAUGUGCUGGAGCUGCCCCUGGAUGCUCAAGGGACAGUGAUUACCCUGGUUGCCCUUAACCCCUGCUCCGGGGUCUCCAUCUCUGACCUGGGUGCCUGUCCCCUGGAUGAUCCCAAAGAGAGAAAGCAGAUACUCGAGAGAUACCAUAUAAAGAACUCCUUGCAGAAUCUAAAGGAUAUUGGCUUUCUCCACGUAAAAGUGCUAAAAGCUGUGGAUCUCAUCGCUGCUGAUUUUGUAGGGAAAAGUGAUCCCUUCUGCGUGCUGGAGCUGGGGAAUGACCGGCUACAGACCCACACAAUCUACAAGAACCUCAACCCCGAGUGGAAUAAAGUCUUUACAUUCCCCAUCAAAGAUAUCCACGAUGUUCUGAAGGUGACUGUUUUUGACGAAGAUGGAGACAAACCGCCCGAUUUCCUUGGCAAAGUGGCCAUCCCUUUACUCUCUGUAAGGAAUGGUCAGUCCAGUUGCUUCAUCUUGAAGAAUAGUGAUUUGGGUGCACCAACGAAAGGGGUUAUCUUUUUGGAGAUGGAGGUCUUUUAUAACCCGGUGAAAGCAGGCAUCAGGACCUUCACACCACAGGAGACCAGACUCAUCGAGGAUAAUCCCAAAUUUUCCAAGAAGAUAUUAACGAGGAACGUUGAUCGUGUUAGGAAAAUCACCAUGGCCAUAUUGAAUACGAUCCGGUAUAUUAAAAGCUGCUUUCAGUGGGAAUCUACACAAAGGAGUUUAAUAUCCUUCCUGCUGUUCCUGGUUGUCGUGUGGUACAUGGAGCUUUACAUGGUGCCCCUCUACCUGCUUCUCCUGCUCGCUUGGAACUACUUCCAGAGAGCCUGUGGGAAGGGCAGCAGCACACAGGACCUGGAAAGUAUGGGCCUGGGCGAUGAUGACGACGAUGAUGAAAAGGAAUCGGAGAGAAGAGGAUUAAUAGAAAAAAUUCACAUGGUUCAGGAUAUUGUGAUAACAGUUCAGAAUAGCCUGGAAGAAAUUGCUUGCCUUGGAGAAAGAAUUAAAAACACUUUCAACUGGACUGUCCCUUUCCUGUCCAGUCUUGCUUGCCUGGUUCUUCUUGUUGCCAUGGUUUUAUUGUAUUUCAUCCCUCUUCGGUACAUUGUUUUGUUGUGGGGAAUAAAUAAAUUUACCAAGAAGUUACGGAAUCACUACGCCAUCGACAAUAACGAAAUCCUAGAUUUCCUCUCCAGAGUGCCUUCGGACAUACAGAAGGUGCAGCACGCCGAAUUAAAACCCCCAUCCACCAGCCACAGCCCGCUUCGGAAGAAAAGGUGCGUAGAUGGAAGGUUGGGCUAUCCUUGAAAUGCCAGAACAUCCACCUAGUGAAGCUGCAGCUCCCGCCUCUGGCCCUCCUGCUGCUGCCUGCUGUCUUGCUGCUCGCACUAGCUCUGCUCUCGUCACCUCUGUGGCACGAUCCUGCUGAAUGGCCCGGGGUGCUUGAAACACUUUCAGUAUCUAAUAAUGCAAUAUACUGAGCAGUGCGGCAUGCUAUUCUAAUCCUGCCUUAUUGGAGAGAGUGGUUGACUUUGGGAUUCGAGCUGUCUGCCUGUCUGUCUGCCUGCCUGCCUGUCUGGCUGCCUGUGUGCACACCGCAGACAUGUCCCUGGAUGAAUUAAAGUUUGAAAUUUCAUACAGUGCAAUGCACAGCGCAGCAGCUGAUCCGUCUGGCUGUCUGCUUGACCACAGAGCAGGAUACCUGUCUCCUCUCACUUACUGUUGCGAUAUGUCUAGCUGUUAACUAGGCUCUGAAAAAAGAUGCUGUUACUUUACAUUUAUAGGCACUACUUUUUAUCCUAAGUGUACAUAUAUAUAUAUAUAUACACACACAUCACUAAUGUAAACACUUCCGUGCACCUCAUCUCUCUAAAAUUAUGCUUGGGUCCUUCAAAGCUACUUUCCAUUUCUUGUCUACCUUUGACCAAACAAAAUGAAGACUCUGUGUGUAUAUAAAAUAAAAGUAGUUCAAGUUUUUGCAUUUGCUGGGAGCAUGUUGAGCGAUGUUGAGUCGUGUGAUGGUGUGCGAUGCCGAGUCAUGUGUGAUGUUGAAUGAUGUUGAGCGAAGCUGAGCCAUGUGUGAUGAUGAAUGAUGUUGAGCGAUGUUUAAGUUGGGAUUUUGGUGUGGUGCACAUGUUUGGAAAGUAGCUUCUAUAUUUGUGUUGGUGUUUCUUUUCAUGUUGCUUGUGGCAAAUGAACUCAUCUCUGUAUUCUCUAUUGCUGUAACAUUGUGAUUGUAUUUUUUAUUCCGUCAUUGCAUAUAUAUAUAUAUAUAUA
Molecule: messenger RNA, 4920 nt
Organism: Polyodon spathula (Mississippi paddlefish)
Lineage: Eukaryota; Metazoa; Chordata; Actinopteri; Acipenseriformes; Polyodontidae
Product: multiple C2 and transmembrane domain-containing protein 2-like
Exons: 24
Coding region: 1255-3951 (898 amino acids)
Biological process (GO): regulation of neurotransmitter secretion
Cellular component (GO): synaptic vesicle membrane
Molecular function (GO): calcium ion binding
Source: RefSeq, a predicted model, not a curated record